Messenger RNA from Geodia barretti, 425 nucleotides. Lineage: Eukaryota; Metazoa; Porifera; Demospongiae; Tetractinellida; Geodiidae. The record is from the annotation of a GenBank genome assembly.
CCGUGCGCAGGAGCGUCACCAUUAACAUUAAGCGCCUCUUGCGGCAUACGCAGGCGUAUUAUAUUGAGCCGUCCCGAUAAAUAGGCGUGGCCAACUUUUGUUUUCACGUUGACCUUUGCCACCCGGUCACGCCCGUUUUUUCUGUAGCGUACCGAAGCAGGCCACUGCGCAUAAUGGAGACGGACCGUUCGCUCCUAGGGAUCACAGUUCUGAGGGAUUUCCUUGCUGGAGAAACCACUGGGUCCAGGUUGUUCGUCAGAUGCAUGGUUGCUGGGGUUCUCAGAGUCCACAGAGGAACAAAUCACUUCAUCGUCACUCUUGUCAUUCUCCAGCUCACUUUCUUCAUCUAUAAAUAUUCAAGACACACAGAAUUGUAGGAGCCACACAACCAUUGUUACAUACCUGUAACCACUUCAGUGAUGGUG